Messenger RNA from Colletotrichum phormii, 525 nucleotides. RefSeq lists its product as uncharacterized. NCBI's taxonomy places the organism in Eukaryota, Fungi, Ascomycota, Sordariomycetes, Glomerellales, Glomerellaceae. The record is from RefSeq and is a predicted model, not a curated record. The transcript has a single exon. Bases 1 to 525 code for a protein of 174 amino acids.
AUGGCCUCCGAGACCAAGCCAGACGAGACAGGCUCUGAUACGGCUUCAGAGUUCCACACUCCGAUCAUGACACCUGCAACAACAUCCAUAGCAGGCGAUGAUGACAAAGACGAUCAAGUAAGCGACAUACCUUGGCCCGGCAAGUACUUCUACAUCAUCGACAAAGAGUCUGGCAAAGCCAUCACACUGGUCGAUGACAGGCCAGUCCUCAUGGACCUCCAAGGCGUGCGCGAUCCCGCCACCAUGUGGUAUUGCGUCGAGAAGCAAGGGUAUUUUGGGUUUCUCAACAAGAGUUGGGGAAAGUUCAUCGGUCACAACAGCAAGAGCGACGUAGGUGCGUGGGCUGGAGAGUUCAAUGAGUGGGAGUCGUGGGUUCCAAGGCAACAUCCAGAUGGAGGCUACCAGCUGCUGUCGCCGUACUGGACCCAUACUAUGAUGCAGCUUUGCGUUGCUCCGGACAGGAUCAAUUUGUGUAGGCGGUCCCAUGGCCCGACAUUGUGGUUGUUCAUGCAGGUUCCGUGGUAG